GACUUCCAGUGGAACCGGCCAACCGAAGAUGCAUCACAGGUCGGCGAUUGCUGCGACAGAAUCAGGAUUGUCGACCUUCUGUAUCUUUCAACGUUUGCCAGCCGCCAAGUCGGCGGGCAGGACGAAGAGCGAAAGAUAGAGCGAAGUGCAUCUCACGUCAUCCAAAGUGGACUGGCUCAGAUGGCCAACGAUAAUGGGCACCCCGAGAAACACGAAUCAACAUGGCCAGAGCAAAGAUGUAUAGCCAAUCAUCCCGAGUUGGAUGUUGGCCAGCGUGAGAAGUCUUGA
Molecule: messenger RNA, 288 nt
Organism: Aspergillus puulaauensis
Lineage: Eukaryota; Fungi; Ascomycota; Eurotiomycetes; Eurotiales; Aspergillaceae
Exons: 1
Source: RefSeq, a predicted model, not a curated record